GCGUUUGUCCUCUUGCAAUGACCACGGACAAAUCUGAUACAACUUCCAUGAGGUUCAAUUUGAUCUAAUCUCGUAUGAGUGUUCAGGACAACACGGCCGACCCCGAGGUCCAGUCAAAGGAGGCCACGGAUUAUCGCGUCUCGAAGACCAAUCUGUACUUCUUGCCGAUACCCAAACGGCUCCGAUACCACCCCGAUCGCCCGUUCCCAUUCGGCCUGGCGCUCAACUUUCUCUUUGCGGCGGCUUCGACCGCGACGGUGGCCAACCUCUACUACGCUCAGCCGAUAUUGUCAUACCUGUCAGAGACCUUCGAUGUUGGGUAUGAUGAGAUCUCGUUGGCACCGACGUUGACUCAGGCGGGUUAUGCGGUCGGCAUCCUCUUGAUCAGUCCGCUCGGAGAUCUCGUACGAAGGAGGAGUCUGGUCUUGCUCUUGAUUGCAGGUACUGUGGCUCUCAGUGUCGGUGUGGCUACCAGUCAAACGUUAUUACAAUUCGAGAUCAUCAAUUUCUUCUCGGCGUUGUUGACGGUCACUCCUCAGAUCAUGUUACCAUUAACUGCUGAUAUGGCUCAACCCGAAAAACGCGCUCAAGCACUCGCCAUCACGCUUAGCGGCUUGACGUUGGGUGUCUUGGUGGCGAGGGUCCUGAGCGGGACCAUCACAAAUUAUUCGAGCUGGAGGAACGUAUACUGGAUGGCUGUGGGUCUGCAAGCAGUCACCUGGGUCGCAAUGUAUUUUGCGUUGCCAGAUUUUCCGCCGAAAACUCGAGGCAUAUCUUACUUCCAAAUGCUUUGGAGCAUGUUGACCUACAUCUACAAGUUUCCCACUCUCGUUCAGUGCUCGUUGAUCGGUUUCCUGACUGCCGCGGUCUUUCAAAGCUUUUGGAACACCUUGACUUUCCUGCUCUCCGACCCGCCCUACGGCUACGACCCACUCCAGAUCGGUCUUUUCGGACUGAUCGGGAUCCUUGCCGUGUGCUUGGCACCGUUUACCGGUAGGCUCAUCGAUAAGCUGGUCACCUGGGUAGGGGUAUUGCUAGGACUAAGUAUCCAGCUCUGUUCGAUGGCGAUCGCCACGGGGGCAGCGAAACGGUCUGUCGGAGCUGUAGCGGUAGUCUGUUUCGGUCUGGACAUUGGUCUGCAGAUAGGUCAAGUCAGCCUCAGUACCAGGAUCUAUGCUUUGAAACCAGAAGCCAGGGCCCGCUUGAACUCGGUCUUCAUCAUCUCGCUCUUCCUUGGCCAGACUAUGGGUACGUCAGUCGGAGCGAAACUUUAUACCAUAGGAGGCUGGACAGCAAGCUCGGGACUCUCAAUGGGGUUCUUGGGUUUCGCUCUGUUGGUUCACUUUGCGAGGGGUCCACACGCAACUACAAGGUGGCUAGGAUGGCAAGGAGGUAGCAAGCUGAGAAAGCAACAGGUCGUCCACCAGGAGGAGGAGGCGAGACAGGACCAAGGAGGAGACGUAAAAUCGCCGGGCAAGGAAGAUGUCGUUAUGGUAGAGCUAGGCCAAAAUGAUCUGGCAGACCGCAAACAAAGUCGGCUGUCUUCAGAUCGGCCGGUCUAGGAACAAAGGCAGAUGAAGAGCAGCACUCGGCAAGA
Molecule: messenger RNA, 1597 nt
Organism: Filobasidium floriforme
Lineage: Eukaryota; Fungi; Basidiomycota; Tremellomycetes; Filobasidiales; Filobasidiaceae
Product: major facilitator superfamily domain-containing protein
Exons: 9
Coding region: 75-1562 (495 amino acids)
Biological process (GO): transmembrane transport
Molecular function (GO): transmembrane transporter activity
Source: RefSeq, a predicted model, not a curated record